AUGAUCCUUCCCAGCUACUGUCGCAAACUCGCACAAAUUCGUCACGUCGCCACCAUGAACUACGUUGCAAGGCUUCAACAAAUCUGGUCGCUGGUUCCUCAGCAGCCGGAGGACAACGACACUUGGGACACUGUCCAAGUUGCAUUGGGGACUCUCACAAGGGACAUCGACAAUGAAAUUCGCCAGAACGAUGAGUGGGAGCGACUCCUCGUUGAACAAGAGGAGGCCCUCGGCAAUCAAGAUCGAGAGCUUGCCGAAAAGGAGCAAUCUCUUCAGGAGAGGGAGAAGACCCUUGGUGAGAGGGAGCAGACUCUCCUGGUCAAGGAGCAGGCUGUCCAAACAAGGGAGCAUGACCUCGAUCGAAGAGAACAGGCUGUCAAGGACAAGGAGCACCAAUUGGAGCUCAAUGCAAAGCUUGACUUGAUCAUUGGAAAGAUGGAAAACAGUGCUACGAGAGAGCAGGUCCAAUCUGUUUCGGACAGUGUGCAGAACAUGGCCAGCCAGCAGCAGGUCACGGCUACCCAAGAGCAGGUCAAGGCCGUUUCCAAGGCCUUGGACACUGUCUUGAACGACGGUGCGACCAAAGAGCAGGUCACGGCUGUUUCCAAGGCCUUGGACACCUUCUCAAAAGACAAUGCGACCAAAGAGCAGGUCACGGCUGUGUCCAACAGCCUGAACACCAUGUCAACGCAAGUACAGGCAAUUCCAGCCGUUUCUGAAAAGGUCGAUGCAAUCUCAGACCAAAUGAAGCAAGUCGGGUUUGUUUCGGAAAGCCUACAGAACGUGGUGCAAUUCAUGGCAGGCGUCUCGCACAUGUUGAAUACUGUGUCGGACCAACUCAGUCAGAUAUGGAACGAUAGCUCUACGCAGGAGCUUGUUCAGGGGGGCACGAGCAAGCUCUGGAAGAAAUUGCUAGAGAUUUCAUCUGCUAUGGAAAGCCAGAGCCGGACCCGUUCGGAGACACUUGACUCGAUCUCAAGCCAGAUCAGUCAGGUGAACAAUGACAAGGCUACCAAAGAGCAGGUCGAGUCUGCUCUAGCCAAGCUUGACACUCUGUCGGAAAACGGCGCUACCCAGGAGCUCGUUCAGUCUGUCAGCACGACGGUCGGGUUGGUUUUGGCCAGGUUCAACAAAGUGGCAUCCAAAGAUAACUUGAAAACCCUUCACCGCGCCCUUGCUCUUCAACUCGCAGCAGUGGCAAAUGACCACGACAUCAGACUGUCUGACAUUGAGUCUGAUCUGCAGAAUGUGUGGAGCUGGGUAGAAAACCUCUGUGAUGGCGACACCAAUUCCCUAGCUGUUGUCCUGAAAGAAGUAAGGACAGACAAGGACUGGGAAAAUACCAGUUACGGUGCCCUUGCCAGUUUGGAAACACAGAUACAGAAGGUUGAGUGGCUAGAGCAACAGCUGAAGGACCUCAAUAGCACAAAUCUUGACAUGAAAAAGCAGAUCCAAGACCAACGUGCCAGACUGGACAAGCUCAACGAGGAAGUCAGUCGUUCGCAGGAAUUGCUGGCCACCAGACGUUCCUGCUCAAGACGGUCUGGCCCCCCCAAGAACAACCGUCUAUGGGUACAGCGUGUGGAUGACUUGUUGGACAAGCUCGACAGGUUCAUGAUUGCGGACAUACAAGAGGGUCCCCUGGAGACCAUCUUCAAUCAGUUCUGUUUGAUCAUGUCUGAUCCAGAUGAUCGUGCCUUGGGCAAUUUGGACCUUUUCAACGUCGGGGCACCAGUAGAUCGCUGGUAUUGUUUCAAGCGCGUUAUCCACUCCUGGCCUACUACUGAUGCCAUCUCAUACGAUGGACAAUGUAGAAUUAGCCCUUCCUGCCAAACAACCAAACAAAAUCUUACCCCACUACCUCGACACAACAACCACAACAACAACCACGACCACAAGAUGAACGACAGCGUCAAAAUGAACGCGCCUAGCAUGCCGCUGGACGCUCAAAAGCGUCGUAGCCAUAUCAUGACCGAAAUCAAAAAGGCUUUUCGUCUUGAGGAGUCCUUCAUCCAUCGCAUGAUGGCGGACAUCUUUGCUGCCAAGGCCCAUGAGAACUUGUGGCGACAGAAGUUCGCGUCGGUCUGUCCCAAUGUCCGAAACUGGUUGAUUGACUUUUAUGUCGUCAAGUGGUUCUUUCCUGAAGAGAUAAGCAGCCUGUAUAAAAUAAAUUACCCGCUGCCUGCUCCUUCUGCGGAGACUUCGCCGGAAUAUGCGGCGUUCCGCGAGGCAAAGAUCCAAGAGCGCGAUGGCACCUUUGUUGUGCCUGAUACGGCCAUGUGGCACCAGCUGAGACCACAGGUCAGCGAGGGUCACCCAGGCGUGACAAUCACGCCUCUGGCUAACCCUUAUGUCAUGCCCGCUCUGGGUCAAACCUGGCUCAAUUUUGUCGGAUGGGCUUGCGAGGUUCUCUUGAUGUCGCACAACCCACAGUUGCAGCCCAGCUACCCUGUCUGGCUCGAGAAGCAUGUGGUCGAUGGCUGCCCUCCUCACAACGAGGAGAGGCUGGUGGAGACGGCGAACUACGCACGCAUGGUUGCCACAUUCAAGACCGCGCUUCCUCAGGCUGAGCGUUUGCUCGCUGGCGCGGCCCUGGAUGAUAUUACUCUCGAGCAGGCCGUGACUGAGUGCGAAAAGUUGUGCUCCAGCCUUCAUGUUGGACUGCCAUCUUGGAACAUGCAUGCUACCUCUAAACUACUUGUUUGGGCUGCUUUGCACAACACACACGCUGUCGACCCAUAUGUGGCUGAGCAUUACCCUCGACAGGGUCUGGGCGUGACAGUCGAGCUCCUCAGAGCCUUGCUCCCUAAGUUCUGUCAGUGGAAGGGGCGUCAGUAUGUUGAGCAUUGGAUUAAGGAGAAUCCCUUGUCUCUGCCGCGUACGAGGCUUGAAGAAUCGGUUGAGAGGGUCUUGAAAGACAUGAACAUUUGA
This is a messenger RNA of Neurospora tetrasperma FGSC 2508, 2931 nucleotides long. RefSeq lists its product as uncharacterized. The record is from RefSeq and is a predicted model, not a curated record. The coding region runs from base 1 to 2931 and encodes 976 amino acids. NCBI's taxonomy places the organism in Eukaryota, Fungi, Ascomycota, Sordariomycetes, Sordariales, Sordariaceae. The transcript is spliced from 7 exons.